AUGACCAUACGUCCUUUCUUGUGCCAACACAGACAAGCGACGAGGACAAGCCUUGACGCCAGCACAAUGGUGUCGCCGAACCGGAAGACGAACCAUCGCAUGCCUCUCAGCCCCAUGCCGCGGGAGGAUGCCUUGGAGGCAUGGAGGACAUUCGUCAACGACAAUUUGAACGAUAGCGGUCGAGAUGUGCGGGUCUCGGUCCAAAUGGCCGACGCCAUGUUCGAUUGC
This is a messenger RNA of Nannochloropsis gaditana CCMP526, 228 nucleotides long. RefSeq lists its product as uncharacterized. The transcript has 3 exons. The record is from RefSeq and is a predicted model, not a curated record. The annotation marks the transcript as partial.